GGAAGUGGAGGCAUUUCCGGGGUGGCCUGAAGGCCGGGGUGUUCUCCCUUCGCCCCGGGACUGGCCGGGGUGAGGCAGGCGCGGCGCAGGGUGGCGUCUGGUGCGUCUCUACCCAACAUGGCCAAGCCAACAAGCAAGGAUUCAGGCUUGAAGGAGAAGUUCAAGACUCUGCUGGGACUGGGAACCCCGAGGCCAAAUCCCAGGUCUGCAGAGGGCAAACAGACGGAGUUUAUCGUCACGGCCGAAAUCCUGAGAGAACUGAGUGUUGAAUGUGGCCUCCACAACCGCAUCCGGGUCAUAGGGCAGAUCUGUGAAGUUGCAAAGACAAAGACAUUUGAAGAGCAUGCCGUGGAGGCACUCUGGAAGGCUGUCUCGGACCUGCUGCAGCCAGAGCGGCCUCCCGAGGCCCGGCACGCAGUGCUGGCUCUGCUGAAGGCCAUCGUGCAGGGGCAGGGGGACCGCCUGGGCGUUCUCAGGGCCCUCUUCUUUAAGGCCAUCAAGGACUACCCCUCCAGUGAAGACCUCCACGAAAGGCUGGAAGUUUUCAAGGCCCUCACGGACAACGGGAGACAUAUCACGUACUUGGAAGAGGAACUGGCCGAGUUUGUCCUGCGGUGGAUGGACGUCGGCCUGUCCUCGGAGUUCCUGCUGGUGCUUGUGAACCUGGUCAAGUUUAACAGCUGCUACCUCGAUGAGUACAUCGCACCAAUGGUCCACAUGAUCUGCCUGCUGUGCGUCCAGACUGUGUCCUCCAUGGACAUAGAGGUCUCCCUGCAGGUGCUGGAUGCCGUGGUCUGCUACAACUGCCUGCCUGCCGAGAGCCUGACCCUCUUCCUUGUCACCCUGUGCCGCACCGUCAACGCCAAGGAGCUGUGUGGGCCCUGCUGGAAGCUGAUGCGCAACCUACUGGGCACCCACUUGGGCCACAGCGCCAUCUACAACAUGUGUCGCCUCAUGGAGGACAGAGCCUACAUGGAGGAUGCCCCACUGCUGAGGGGAGCUGUGUUUUUCGUUGGUAUGGCUCUUUGGGGAGCCCACCGACUCUAUUCUCUCAAGAACUCUCCGACAUCCGUGCUGCCGUCGUUUUAUGAGGCCAUGACCUGUCCUAAUGAGGUGGUGUCCUACGAGAUCGUACUGUCCAUAACCAGACUCAUCAAGAAGUACAGGAGGGAGCUCCAGGCUGUGACGUGGGACAUUCUGCUGGACAUCAUUGAACGCCUGCUUCAGCAGCUCCAGGGCCUGGGCAGCCCGGAGCUUGGAAGCCGCACCCACGACCUGCUGACCACUGUGGAAGAGCUCUGUGAUCAGAAUGAGUUCCACGGCUCCAGGGACAGAUACUUCGAGCUUGUUGAGAGAUGUGCAGACCAGAGGCCUGAGUCCUCCCUCUUAAACUUAAUAACCUACAGGGCUCAGUCGAUCCAUCCGGCCAAGGAUGGCUGGAUUCACAAUCUGCAGUCACUGAUGGAGCGAUUCUUCAGGCAUGAGUCCCGCAGUGCUGUGCGCAUCAAGGUGCUGGAUGUCCUGUCCUUCGUGCUGCUUAUCAACAGGCAGUUCUACGAGGAGGAGCUGAUAAACUCAGUGGUCAUCUCGCAGCUCUGCCACAUCCCCGAGGAUAAAGAUCACCAAGUCCGAAAGCUGGCCACCCAGCUGCUGGUCGACCUGGCUGAAGGCUGCCACACCCACCACUUCAACAGCCUGCUGGAUGUCAUUGAGAAGGUGAUUGGCCGCUCCCUGUCUCCACCCCCCGAGCUGGAGGAAAGAGACGUGGCGGCGUACUCAGCCUCCUUGGAAGACGUGAAGACAGCGGUCCUGGGGCUCUUGGUCAUCCUGCAGACCAAACUGUAUGCCUUGCCUGCCAGCCAUGCCACGCGUGUGUACGAGAUGCUUGUCAACCACAUUCAGCUGCACUAUAAGCACAGCUAUACCCUGCCCAUCGCCAGCAGCAUUCGGCUGCAGGCCUUUGACUUCCUGCUGCUGUUGCGAGCGGACUCACUGCGCCGCCUUGGCCUGCCCAACAAGGAUGGCGUCGUGAGGUUCAGCCCGUACUGCCUCUGUGACUACACGGAGCCCGAGCGGGGCUCUGAAAAGGCUGGGGGCCCCCUGUCACCCCCCACCGGGCCCCCGGGCCCAGCGCCCGCAGGCCCCACCGUGCGGCCCGGCUCACUGCCCUACUGCCCACUCUUCCGCGUCAUGCUGCGGUGUCUGAAGCAGGAGACCGACUGGAAGGUGCUGAAGCUUGUGCUCGGCAAGCUUCCCGAGUCACUGCGCUAUAAGGUCCUCAUUUUCACCUCUCCGUGCAGCGUUGACCAGCUCUCUUCUGCCCUCUGUUCCAUGCUUUCAGGCCCCAAGACCCUCGAGCGGCUCCGAGGCACCCCAGAAGGGUUCUCCAGAACCGACCUGCAUCUGGCCGUGGUUCCUGUGCUGACAGCAUUAAUUUCUUACCAUAAAUACUUGGACAAAACCAGACAGCGGGAGCUGGUGUACUGUCUGGAGCAAGGCCUCAUCCAUCGCUGUGCCAGCCAGUGCGUGGUGGCCCUGGCCACCUGCAGCGUGGAGAUGCCCGACGUCAUCAUCAAGGCGCUGCCCGUCCUGGUUGUGAAGCUCACGCACAUCUCAGCCACAGCCAGCAUGGCCAUUCCACUUCUUGAGUUCCUGUCAACUCUGGCCCGGCUGCCUCACCUCUACAGGAACUUCGCAGCAGAGCAGUACGCGAGUGUGUUUGCCAUCUCUCUGCCAUAUACCAAUCCCUCCAAGUUCAAUCAGUACAUUGUGUGCCUGGCUCAUCACGUCAUAGCCAUGUGGUUCAUCAGGUGCCGCCUGCCCUUCCGGAAGGACUUCGUUCCCUAUAUCACUAAGGGCCUGCGUUCCAAUGUCCUCCUGUCUUUUGAUGACACCCCUGAGAAGGACAGCUUCAGAGCGCGGAGCACUAGUCUCAAUGAAAGGCCCAAGAGUUUGAGGAUAGCCAGAGCCCCCAAACAAGGCCUGAAUGGCUCCCCACCUGUGAAAGAGUUCAAGGAGAGCUCUGCAGCCGAUGCCUUCCGGUGCCGCAGCAUCAGUGUGUCUGAACAUGUGGUCCGCAGGAUCCAGACGUCCCUCACAGGGGCCAGCUUGGGGUCCGCAGAUGAGAACUCCAUGGCCCAGGCUGACGACAACUUGAGAAAUCUCCACCUGGAGCUCACGGAAACAUGUUUGGACAUGAUGGCAAGAUACGUGUUCUCCAACUUCACGGCGGUUCCCAAGAGGUCUCCGGUGGGAGAGUUCCUCCUGGCUGGUGGCAGGACCAAAACCUGGCUGGUUGGGAACAAGCUUGUCACCGUGACGACAAGUGUGGGGACCGGGACCCGGUCGCUGCUGGGCCUGGACUCAGAGCUGCAGCGUGGCCCAGAGUUGAGCUCUGACCACGGCAAGCGUGUGAGACAGACAAAGGAGGCGCCAGCCAAGCUGGAGUCCCAGGCUGGGCAACAGGUGCACCGUGGGGCCCGGGCCCGGGUCCGCUCCAUGUCCGGGGGCCAUGGCCUUCGUGUCGGUGCCCUGGACACCCCAGCCUCCCAUGUCCCCAGCGGUGCCCCUUCCCCGGCCUCACAGACUGCACCGGUCGGCAAGCCCGAGAAGGCUGCAGCCGGCUCCCAGACUGAUCUGGCAGCUUAUGUGCCCCUGCUGACCCAGGGCUGGGCAGAGAUCUUGGUCCGGAGGCCCACAGGGAACACCAGCUGGCUCAUGAGCCUGGAGAACCCGCUCAGCCCCUUCUCCUCGGACAUCAACAACAUGCCUCUGCAGGAGCUGUCCAAUGCUCUCAUGGCUGCAGAGCGCUUCAAGGAGCGCCGGGACACGGCCCUGUACAAGUCGCUGUCGGUGCCCGCAGCCGGCUCGGCCAGGCCCCCCGCGCCGCCCCGUGCCAACACAGGCCCAGGCUGUGCAGGACUAGGGGUGCCUGUCCGCUGCUCCACCUGUGCACAGGCCCUCCUGCUGACUGGCCGCUCGCGUCUCCCUUGCAGUGGCCUCUUUCUCCUCCCUGUACCAGUCCAGUUGCCAUGGAAAGCUGCACAGGAGCAUUUCCUGGGCAGGUGGAGCAGAGGCGGUUUCUGUGCACAGUGGAACGGGUGGGCGGGGGUUAGAGGAGCCAGACGCCGCCUCAUCCUGACUCCUGGGGGCCCUGGCUCCCCUCGACCCCCCAGCGUGCCCUCCAGCCGGCCUGAUGGGCGGGGCGGCUUAGAGUCCCCGUGGAGGAAAGCCGGAGACUCUGCGGUAGUCCCGGAGGAGGGAAGCCUGGGAGAGGCGGACUUGUCGGUGGAGCCCCCCGAGUUGGAGGACUUCGAGGCAGCACUAGGUGCAGACGGGCGCUGUCAGUGCACCGAGGCUUACAGCAGGUCGUCCUCAACCUCCAGCCAGGAAGAGAAGACGUUUCGCACAGAGGACCCGGCUGCCGGGGGCAUCCCCGUGGGGCACGCUGCCUGCUUGGAGGGAGCCCGGGCCCACACAGGCCUCUCCUUCCAGCCCUCGCAGCCCCUGAGCAAGUCAAGCUCUUCCCCUGAGCUGCAGACCCUGCAGGACAUCCUUGGGGAUCCUGGGGACAAGGCUGACGCUGGCCGGCUGAGCCCCGAAGCCAAGGCCCGGUCACAGUCAGGGCUCCUGGACGGGGAAGGCUCUGCCUGGUCAGCCCCAGGCGAAGAGAUCCGGGGCCGGGGCCCUGCCGAGCCUGAGGGUGCCUUGCCUUCCAGCUGCCCCCGCUCUCCCAGUGGCCUGCGGCCCCGUGGCUACACCAUCUCUGAUUCAGCCCCAUCACGCAGGGGCAAGAGGGUGCAAAGGGACACCUUCAAGAGUAGAGCUGGGACCUCUAAUACUGAGAAGGUGCCAGGCAUCAACCCCAGCUUUGUGUUCCUGCAGCUCUACCACUCACCCUUCUUUGGUGACGAGUCCAACAAGCCGAUCCUUUUGCCCAAUGAGUCCUUUGAGCGGUCUGUACAGCUCCUCGACCAGAUCCCGUCCUACGACACGCACAAGAUCGCUGUCCUGUAUGUGGGAGAAGGCCAGAGCCACAGCGAGCUGGCCAUCCUGUCCAACGAGCACGGCUCCUACAGAUACACGGACUUCCUGACGGGCCUGGGCAAGCUCAUCGAGCUCAAGGACUGCCAGCCAGACAAGGUGUACCUGGGGGGCCUGGAUGUGUGCGGCGAGGACGGCCAGUUCACCUACUGCUGGCACGACGACAUCAUGCAGGCUGUCUUCCACAUUGCCACCCUCAUGCCCACCAAGGACGUGGACAAGCAGUGCUGUGACAAGAAGCGCCACCUGGGCAAUGACUUCGUGUCCAUCGUCUAUAACGAUUCUGGCGAGGACUUCAAGCUGGGCACCAUCAGGGGCCAGUUCAACUUUGUCCAUGUGAUCAUCACCCCCCUGGACUACGAGUGCAACCUGGUGUCGCUGCAGUGCAGGAAAGACAUGGAGGGCCUCGUGGACACCAGUGUGGCCAAGAUCGUGUCUGACUGCAACCUGCCCUUUGUGGCCCGUCAGAUGGCCCUGCAUGCAAAUAUGGCCUCGCAAGUACACCACAGCCGCUCCAACCCCACUGACAUCUACCCCUCCAAGUGGAUCGCCAGGCUGCGUCACAUCAAGCGGCUCCGUCACCGGAUCCGGGAGGAGGCCCACUACUCGAACCCCAGCCUGCCUCUGACACAGAUGCACCCCCCAGGCCAUGCCAAAGCCUCUGUGCAGGCCGCAGCAGAGCCUGUGCCCACCUAUGAGACAGGCCAGCGGAAGCGCCUCAUCUCCUCUGUGGAUGACUUCACUGAGUUUGUGUGAGGCUGAGGGCGGUCAUGCCUGGCCCCCCUGGGCUCCCGGAUGCUGAGCGCUUGCCUGGGGCUCCAGUGGCAGCUGCCUGAGCCAGCGUGUGGCACAGGCACUGGGUGGUAGUUAUUCGUGCAGAAAUAAAAGUGCUGUGGCCGGCACCCUGACAGAGACACGGGUCACAGUCAGCCAAC
Manis pentadactyla (Chinese pangolin) is the source of this 5978-nucleotide messenger RNA. It is a transcript of the gene TSC2, whose product is annotated as TSC complex subunit 2. The record is from RefSeq and is a predicted model, not a curated record. Gene Ontology annotation, molecular function: GTPase activator activity. The transcript has 43 exons. Gene Ontology annotation, cellular component: nucleus; TSC1-TSC2 complex; cytoplasm. The coding region runs from base 118 to 5799 and encodes 1893 amino acids. NCBI's taxonomy places the organism in Eukaryota, Metazoa, Chordata, Mammalia, Pholidota, Manidae. Gene Ontology annotation, biological process: negative regulation of insulin receptor signaling pathway; negative regulation of phosphatidylinositol 3-kinase/protein kinase B signal transduction; regulation of cell cycle.